Messenger RNA from Hippopotamus amphibius kiboko, 8880 nucleotides. It is a transcript of the gene LUC7L2, whose product is annotated as LUC7 like 2, pre-mRNA splicing factor. Bases 6592 to 7767 code for a protein of 391 amino acids. The record is from RefSeq and is a predicted model, not a curated record. Gene Ontology annotation, biological process: mRNA splice site recognition. Gene Ontology annotation, cellular component: U1 snRNP; U2-type prespliceosome. Lineage: Eukaryota; Metazoa; Chordata; Mammalia; Artiodactyla; Hippopotamidae. Gene Ontology annotation, molecular function: mRNA binding. The transcript is spliced from 13 exons.
CGGUGAGCGGCGUCAGAGCUUGGAGGGGGGGCUGACGUCUUCUGGCGGGUGGCGGUGUUGGAGACGCGAGCUUGCUUAGCCGGUAUUGCUUCUGUCUCAGGAGCCCGACAGAGAGUGAGGGAACGAGAGUCGCUUUCGGUGGCUGUUGCCUUCCACGUACGCGUCGUCGUGAGGAGCGCAGCCCGGACUCUCCUGCAGCCCCUCCGGCUCCCUUUCCGCACGCCUCGAGGCAGCGGCGGCAACCGAGACAGCGUCUCACCUUCCCCCACCCCUUCCCCUUGUCCCCCCCGCCCGAAAGGGCCCGGUCUGCGCCCCACCCCCGCCCGUCCGCCCGCCCGCUACGCCGCCGCCAUGUCGGCGCAGGCCCAGAUGCGCGCGAUGCUGGACCAGUUGAUGGGCACCUCCCGGGACGGGCCCUGGUGGUGGCAACCGCCUGUGUGCCACUGAAAAUCGUGCCGAUGCCUGGCAUACUGCAUAAAUGGAAGCAGGGUACCGCGUGAGUUGAAACAUUGGUCACACUACAUAAAGUUUGUAUAUGUGAAUCAGUGUAACUCAUACCCAUGUAACUGGGGGUCUGACUGUAUUUGGAUUUUUCUGAUAAGGCAUCAUGGGCUAAGGAAAAGAGCACUGGGCUGAGACUCAGGAGACCUGGUUUCUAGCCCCAGCUGUACCUCUAAUUGUAACCUUGGUUGGGAACCAUGUGCAAUGAUGUUUGACCUCUGUGAUUCAACAUGAAAAGAAUUUAACCAGCUGCCCUUGCUGAAUCUUUUGUCAUGUCUCCUGAGUGCAUGUGGUCAGCCUUUCUUCAGGAUUUCACCAACCUGUUCCACAGUGGGAUUGUGAAGAGAUGCUGGCUGUGGGAAAAGCUGCUUAUCAAAGAAAGCCCCUGGACUAGAAACUGGGGGAAAGUGCUGUGAUUCUACAUUAUGGACAAGGAACCACCAGGGCGUGCUUACUAGGAAAACAGUUGAUUCACCUCAGAUUUUAGAAACCAUGUAUUUGUAUUUUGAGAAAUUCUGGUAUGAAAAUAAAUGAUUUAAUUUGCCUCAUAGUAUUAGAGGGAAUACUUUCCCAGACAUGGUGUUCUGAUACUGGCUGAUGUGUUUUCGGGUGUAGUAAUUGUCUGUGGGACUAGAACCUGACUAUCUUUAGGUUGCUGAGUUGCUUCAGUUUCUUUCUUGCUUGCUUUUUAAUAGAGAUGAUGGACAUAUUUGCUUCUGUUGUUGUUUGACUGUGAUAAAGUAGUGACGUAGGACUCUAAUCCUAGAGGGACUGAAAGUCUAGUAGGGAGUGAAGAUUUACAUAUGAACCGUUAAGUUUAUUUUUAAGUGAUAAAUUCUGUGAUACUGAUUGCAUAUAGGUGUCUAAUUUUGAAAAGUGUUUAAAAAUAUAUAAAAGACUACCUAACACCUAUAGGAAUGAACAAAUGUUAUUUUGUAUGUUUCCCUCAGAUUUAAAAAAAAAAAGUGUUACAAAUGAAGUCCCUUAUGUUCUCCUUCACAGUUUCAGUCCUUUCCCCCAAAGGCAAUUCUUGUGAAUAUGUCACGGUUUUCCUGCUGUUGUUUCAGUAGUUCUAAGGCUCAGUCUCCUUCAUGGUAAUCUCCGUUUUUCAUUUUAACUUCCUUUAUCAUUGAGUUGUUGUCACCUCUGUCCUUUGAUAUUCUCAUUUCUUUUCCCUUUUUAUUUCUUUUCUUUGUUGGUUUUAGAUUUGGGGAGGCUCUGCUUAGCUUUUAUAGCAAUCACCAACCAUUCAGAACUUGUCACUUUAAUAGACAAAUCAGCCAAUUACUUUUUCUUUGGUUCUUUUCAGCUAUUACUUCAUAGCCAAAGAUAGCUUUCAUUACUUCUAAUUUUGUGUAUAAAAAGUUAUGGAUGAUAAAAGGCACCAGAUAUCCAGAGUAUAGAUGUUAUUGUAUCAGAAUUGCAACUAAGUAUCAAAAUAUGAAAUUUAGCAGGUUGCAACUUUUUUAUGGGUGACUUCCCUUGAUGACAUAUACCAUAAAACAAAUUGUAUAUAAUCCACUUUUAGGAGUAAAUUUGUGGGUAACUAUUUAUUCAGGCUUUUCUAAUGUGUGUCUUAAAUCUAAGGGGAGGAAUAUGUUGAUUUCCUAAAGCAUGUAUCCCCCUGGCAGAAAUGUGAUGGCAUUGGCCCCUGUCAGUGGCCAAGAUUCUAUGCUUGUAUAAUAAGAGAAGAUAGGGUUGUGGCAAGGGGUGGAAUAGAGCCCUUGAAAUGUAGCUACUUUAGUAUUUCUUUUUGCACAUUUCCUUCACCAUUCUGCUAGCUCUUAAAGACCCUGAGUAAGCUUUUCCUCCUACUACCAAGGCUGUUUCCUAGUUUCAUUCCUUAUAAUUUUUAUAUGGAUUUUCAUAGGCAAGUACGCUGAUUUAAAAAAUUAUUUUAGCGUUAUUAAUCUUGGAUCAUAUUGAGCAAGAAUGAACUUGUUUUGGAAAUUUCUUCUACAGUGGGCAUUGCAUUUUUAAAAUGUCAGGCUUGUCAUGGGGAUUAUGGUAGGGGUGAUAUUAGUACCUAUUUGUAAUGAUAAACCUAUAGGACCAUAUGAAAGAAUUAAGAGGGAUAGCCUUUCAGUACCCUUAUUUUUGCAUUUUCUGGGGGAAAGGAAAGCCUCUACUACUACUUAGUAUGAUUUUAUAAGUUUUGUUAGAAAGAAGUUACUUGAUAUUACAUUUGGAAGGGAGAAUGCCUUAAUUAGUCUUUCCUGCUGCCCAUCUUUGGCUGAGUAUUUUUUCUUUCCUUUCCUUAUGUAAUAAAUACAUUCCUGACAAGUUUGGCAUGUAUCGAGUCUUAUUAAAUGUUUUCAAAGCGUCAGUAAUAUUAAAACAUGGUAGUGCAUCUUUUCAUAAAAUGAACCGUAUACUUUGUACUAUAUAAAUAUACAAUGGAUUAAACGGAGUGUAUUUAUUAACAAGGUAACAUGGAGUAAUAGGAGCUUUUUCUUUUAAGGUUAUUAUAAAAGGGUUCUUAUAGGUGAGCUUUAGGCUAAAUUCUAAAGGAACAACAAAGGUAGGUGGAAGAAGUUAGUGGACUCGGUGAGACUAUUGGAGGAGGGUGUAAAAAUGACCAAAUUUGUUCUUUACUAUAAUAGUUAUGGUGUAGCACUAGCUUUUAUCUUGGUUCCAUGUGAAGACAUAAGGGUUUACUUGUCCAUAUGAAGAUGUGUUUACUAGUACAGGACAAGUCUCUUCCUGCUCUGUACUAGACUAGAAAUUGGUCUUUAUAUAGUUCCCACAUUAUUAUGUGGAUUCUUAGCUUAUUUUGUAAGAAAAGGUAAGAAGAAGGUGGAAUAUUUGAAGACUUGAGGGCACAGGGAAAUGAGAAACUUUAAGCUUAUGUACCUCUCUUUCUAGCUCUGGCUUUCCUUUCACUAGAAGGGUAUGGAAUUUAUUUCAGAGGGAAUGUGCCUACCCUGUCCCAAGCCAACAGUGACACGUGGCCCCUAAGAAGUAUACCUGUGGGGAGGGCUUUGAUUGUCCCACUGGAGAAUGUGGGAGAGCUUUUCCUCUCCUGGCCCCAUUUAUAAACUAGGAUGCUUCCAUUCGUUUUGUGUGCUGUUGAGUUUUCUCCUCUCUGUUUUCUCUAAGCUAAGCUCUUAGCUAAUUCUGUACAAAAGAAAUACUAAUUAGUUGUUUUUAUAAAUUGCUUGCCAUUAAUGCCUGAUAAAAUGCAGUAAAAUAAGGAUUCUGCAUACCAUUAUAUAUGUCAAAUAUUACAAACUUUAAGGUUCUUUUGAAAUUACAAUACUAAACUCAGUUCACUUUUGCUUAGCCUUCACAGUUGUUGAUCACAUAGCAUGGUCAUCCACUCACAGCUUAAAAAAAUACAGGGAGCAUCGGAGAGAAUGGGUAAAGUAAAAUUUUGAUGUUUUUAAAAUAGCACCUAAAUCUAUGAAAGUUGAUUUGAUUUAUUGUUUGUAUGGGAGGGAGAGGGUGGUUGGCACUGGAAGGGAGGGGGUGGAUAUUGGGAAAAUAGCAUGCACCAUGUAAAAUGAUGUCAGAUACCGUCUAGGCUAAGAUUUUUAAGUGUUACUACUAUAGUUUAAGUCUGUUUCAGAAAAGGCAGGACCAUAAAAUGGCAGUGUUGGGAUUUACAGUGGGCUUAUCUUCCCUCCCUACAGAUUGAAGGGGGUUUUGAGAAUAGCAAUAUUUGAGUAGUUUGGACAGAAGCCUUCUUUUUAGAGUGACCUGUCCAUAUUCCCUGAGUGAAACUGCCUCAGUAGCACCUGAGGUUCUGUUAACAUUACUGAAAGACCUUGAGAGGAAUAAUAUGUAUUCCAGCUUUUAUUGUACACCUGUGACUCAGGUGUUCCCAAAUAUAGGUUAUAAUUCAUGAAACUCAUGAAGGGGUUGAACAGAGAGAGGUUAAGAGAGUUGUUACUCUGAAGUUAGUUGCUUGGUAGAAAAAACAUUAAUAGAAAUUUUGAUACUUCCAUUCAGAUGAAGAACACCUUUUCUUUCCAAGUUCAAAAUCAAGUUUUUAAUCUCAAACCUUGUCAUUAUAGUUAUGUACAAAACCUAAUUAAUUAGUAUUAUAGAGGUUAUAGAGAAGAGAGCCUGCCAUGUUUUUAUGUGUAGGGCAUUUUGUUGUGAACUCAGCUUGGUCUAAUCUCUGCCCCAUUAUUUUUAAACUUUUUUUCUUUGUUUACACAUUUAAAAUCUGGGUGAAGAAAAAACUAAAUCAAAUUUUACCCUAAAAAUAUUAUUCUUGCCCCAACUUUGCUAUUUCGCUACAUGAAGCCAUUUGCCAAAGUCAGAUGUGCUUUACUUACUGUUUCCCAAACCUUCCUGCCUCUGUAAGCUUUGUCAAAGGUAUUAUGCCAGUUUGGAAUGCUCUUCUUUCACCUUUCCUUUGGUCUGAGUCCUAUCUUUCCUUCAAAUAAUGGCUUCUACUUAUCACAGGAAGCCUUCUCUAACCUCUUCAGUCCUUGGUGGUCAUUCUAGUCUUAGAAUUCCUGAACUACUACUAUUUGGUAGUAUUUCAUCCAUUACAAACAUUCAUUUGGCACUUGGAUCAUGCUUCCUUUUGUUAUGACUUGUUACUGCAUUUAAAUGUCCUGUUUCUCUAGGAAAACGAUGGGCUCCUUGAGGGUAGAGAGCUUGUCUUAAAUGCCUCUUUGUAAUCCUAUUGCCUAGCACAGAGGAUAUGUUCAGUAAUCGGCUUGAUUCUAUGAUUUGGAUCCAAUGUUAGUGUAACAGACCAAUUUUUUUUUUAACUUAGGUUAUUUUUAUAAUGAAUAUAUAUCCAGAAAACCCAGAGAUAAAGUACAUUGAAUUAAUAAAGUAAUUCCUUGUAUUAUAAGGAGAUUUGGUUCAUAUUUAUUCCUUAUUAAUUACAGUUUCCCCCUCCCCCCUUUGUUUUUUAGUGGGUACUGUUUUACCUAGUUUCUUUGGAAAAACAUGGUUUGGGCCAGAUAUAUUGACAGAAACCAAAAAUACUAGUAUUUUUGUUUUAAAUUCUUUGUUGGUUUAGCCAGAUUAUACUUUCAUGGCAUAAGCCCAAAUAAAUGUAUUAAAUACUGCAUGGUAAUAUAACCAAAUUAUUUUAAAAUGUUAACCUUAAAGUCUCUCAAGUAAAAUUUUAAAAAUAUCAAUAAACAGACACUCAGUUGCUAGUCCCUCUCAGGGUAUUUCUGUAUCCCAAAUUAUUAGGAAUUUUAUUAUGUCAUUGUUAUAAAGAUUUCUGUACUGUACAGGCUGAUAUUUGAUAGCUGUAUUGUGUUUGCUGCAGUUAUCAAAUGUUUAUAGAGCAAUCAUUCAUGUGUAGUGAGGAGUUAUUUAAAAAUACUUUUUGGCAUUUAUAGAAACUGACACUUUUUUAAAGGUCAUCAGGGAUAAUUUUGUUUAAUUCAUAUUUAGAAUUGUUCACAUUUUGUCUGAUAGCAGUGUCUUCAGGGCACAUAUACCUUAAUAUUAGAUUUAUGUUGUGAUUUCUGACGAAGUCUUUGACUAGUAAAACUUCUAAGAAUCUUAAUUUUAUUUUAAGCUUAUAAUAGUCUUGAGCCAUUUAAUUUGACAAAGCUCUGAAACAAUACUGCUGUUGCAUUACUGAAAAGCUUAGAUACUUGUAGCAGGGAGACUUCUACAUAUGUAAGUUUUUUCUUCUUCAAAAAUUUAUAUUAAAUUUCUUAGCAUAUUUUGGGUACAGAUUUAAAAUAAUUUUUCUUACAUGUGAGAAAGCAAAAAGCCUCUAAUACAGCAUUGCCACUCUGGUGUGAGCUCAUCAGAGUACCAUUCUGACAUGAGCUUAAGGCCCUCACCAAAGUCUGGAUGAACUAUACUUUAUUAAAAAAACAUUUUUUAAAACCAUAGUUUGCCCAAGGACCACUUUAUAGAGUUCCAGCCUUGGGCUUUUAAAACUAUGAUCAAUCAUAUUCUUCUCUAGGGUUACACUUGUUAAGUCAGUGUUUAAAACAAAAAAACAAAACCCCUGAUUUUGUUCACUUUUGUUUUCAUAUACAAGAAUCUUUACAGUCAACAUGUACUUCUAGAUGCUGUAUUGAAAUUGCUGGCAGGGUCUAUUCUAUACAAACUGAACAAUCUGGCCCCUUGUUUUAUUUGUAAAGGUUCAAUGUAUCUAUGCCUGCCUACUUCAGUCUGCAAGGGAGUGUCAGAAAGGCCCCGCAUUCGCCGAGCCGAGAUACAACUCGUCAACGAAUCAAAUUCAGUGAUGACAGAGUAUGCAAGAGUCACCUUCUCAACUGUUGUCCCCAUGAUGUCCUGUCUGGAACUAGAAUGGAUCUUGGAGAAUGUCUGAAAGUCCAUGACCUGGCUUUAAGAGCAGAUUAUGAAAUUGCAUCCAAAGAACAAGAUUUUUUCUUUGAACUUGAUGCUAUGGAUCAUCUGCAGUCAUUCAUCGCAGAUUGUGAUCGAAGAACCGAAGUGGCUAAGAAAAGAUUAGCAGAAACUCAAGAAGAGAUAAGUGCUGAAGUUGCAGCAAAGGCAGAACGUGUUCAUGAGUUAAAUGAAGAAAUUGGUAAAUUGUUGGCUAAGGUGGAACAGCUAGGAGCUGAAGGGAAUGUGGAGGAAUCCCAGAAAGUAAUGGAUGAGGUAGAGAAAGCACGGGCAAAGAAAAGAGAAGCAGAGGAAGUUUAUCGGAAUUCUAUGCCAGCUUCCAGUUUCCAGCAGCAGAAACUUCGAGUCUGUGAAGUUUGCUCUGCCUAUUUAGGUCUUCAUGAUAAUGACAGACGACUGGCUGAUCAUUUUGGGGGUAAACUGCACCUGGGAUUUAUUGAAAUAAGAGAGAAGCUUGAAGAAUUAAAGAGAGUUGUAGCUGAGAAGCAGGAGAAAAGAAACCAGGAACGCCUGAAAAGAAGAGAAGAAAGGGAGAGAGAAGAAAGGGAGAAGCUGAGGAGGUCUCGAUCACAUAGCAAGAAUCCUAAAAGAUCCAGGUCCAGAGAGCAUCGCAGACAUAGGUCUCGCUCCAUGUCACGGGAACGGAAAAGGAGAACUCGAUCCAAAUCUCGGGAGAAACGCCAUCGCCACAGGUCCCGCUCCAGCAGCCGUAGUCGCAGCCGCAGCCACCAGAGAAGUGGGCACAGUUCUAGAGACAGGAGCAGAGAGCGAUCCAGGAGGAGAUCCUCAAAAGAAAGAUUCAGAGACCAAGACUUAGCAUCACGUGACAGAGACAGGAAUUCAAGAGACAGAUCACCUCGUGACAGAGAUCGAAAAGAUAAGAAGCGGUCCUAUGAGAGCGCUAAUGGCAGAUCAGAAGACAGGAGGAGCUCUGAAGAGCGCGAAGCAGGGGAGAUAUAAUUAGCUGUGUACAUAUCCUCAAUCCUUAAGCUUCCUCUGGAGUUACAUACUAUUGUUUAGUUUACAGCUGUUCGGGGUGACACAGUGAGCAGUUCCAGACACCGAUCCAGCUAGGCUAGGUGUACAGCAUCUAACUUGAUCUGAACUUGUUUUCUUUGAUGAAGCCUAAAACUACAUCCAUAGUUUCUGGUAAACUCGUAAUAUACUUCUGAAAGUACACUUUUAUAUAAUAAGACGCUGAUGUCUUUAUUCUUUCUGGUAGGAGUGAUAGUGAAUAAAUUGUGUUACUUGCCUUGGGAUUUUUUGAACAUUUGUAAAAUGCUGUCUUCCUUUCUCAUCCAAACAACAGCGACUUUGGGAAUUUCUUUUUAAUCCUUCUUCCUUUGACUCUGUAUCCCUUGAUACCUCUACCCUCUAAUUGUAAGAGAAAGGGGAGCAGGGAAGCAAUAUAACUUCUGUUCUAAGGUUCUAUUUCCCAUUAUUAAUUACUAGCUGAUUACAGUUCAGAACAUUUAUACUGGAAUGUGUGCUGGAGACAUUUAAAAUACUGGGAGUUUUGUUUGUCUAACGGUGCCUAUUUUAGAGUUGAAAGUUGAACAGCUGUUGCAUUACAUACUUUGCUUUUUUAUUGAAAUUUUGAAAUCAAACAUGUCGAUUUUUCUGUUCUAUUGAAUAGUUACGUUCAAGAUGUUUUGAGAUGGGGGGUGGGGGCAGGGACUCUUUCUUAAGCACUUGUUUUAUUUUGUGUGUGUGGAGUAUAAAAAGAUUACACCCUUAUUGUAAAAAAUAAUAAAAUGAAAGAAUCACCACCACCAUCAUUAAACUGUAACUUGUCUAGUAAAUUGUCACUAGAACUAUUUGCUGUGGCCAUUUCUAUUCUGUUAUUAAUAGUGCCUUACUGUGCAAGGCACCAAAGGAAAUAAAUAUAUACUUACAAAGAUUCAAGAUGAAUUGUUGCUCUACCUGGGCCCUUGCUGGCUAUAUUCUAGCUACUUCAGUACUUGUCUAACCGCUGUAGAGAAGAACCAGACCUGCAGAAGAAAUUGGGUUUAUUUGCUUUGUUUUUCUUCACAUUGAGCAAACUGAAAUAAAAACAUGGUGUAACCAGUGUAA